UGAGAUAUUUCAAUGUAAAGAACACAAGGUCCAUCAACCUCGUGUUAUCGUCUUAUAUCUUCUAUGAGACGCCCACAUUGAGACAACUAUCACAACCAUGUCUUCUUCUUCUUCCUCUUCCUCCACCUCUACGUCUCUCAGAUGCAACUACACAUGGACUACACGCCCAUCUUUGUCGGCCCAUCGCCGGGACGUUAAAAUUUUCUGGCCAACUGGAGAUUUCCGGCAGUUAUCAAUCAAGGCCACAGAGGCCUCAAACAUAUUGGCAAAAGAAGAGGAUGACAACAAUGGUGUUAAGAUCACCAGAUUUCAAAAUGGUUCGAGAUUGCACGUGCUAUCAUCUCCAUUUCUCUCUAUCAGACCCCGGAGGAUCCAAAUUUUCCAGCGAAGUAAGACGUUCCGGAUGGUAUCAACUGAGGCAACCACCACUUCCAGUGUUUAUGCCAAGGAAGCAAAAGGAGAAGAGAAAGAGGAAGCGGCAGCGAAAAUUAGGAGGCUUCAGAAUGGCUCGGACGUGAGGGGUGUCGCAUUAGAAGGCGAGGAAGGAAAGGAGGUUGACUUGACUCCACAAGCAGUGCGGGCUCUUGCCGAGAGCUUUGGCUUAUGGGUGGCGGAGAAGCAGGACCAUCCUGGCCCCUUGAGGGUUUCCCUUGGGCGAGACCCCCGCAUCUCCGGCGCUGAGUUGAGCUCUGCGGCCUUCGAGGGAUUGUGCGAUGCCGGAUGUGAGGCCUUCGACAUUGGCCUCGCCACCACCCCUGCCUGCUUCAUGAGCACCAUACUUCCUUCAUUUUCCUAUGAUGCAUCCAUCAUGAUGACUGCUUCUCACUUACCUUUCACAAGGAAUGGGCUGAAGUUCUUCACAGCUGAUGGUGGAUUGAAUUCCAAAGACGUGGAGGAGAUAUGUGAUAAGGCUGCUGCCAUUUACUGUAGCAAUGAGAAGCCAAGGGCAAUUAGCACGGUUGGGGUGAGGGUGAGCAGUGUGGAUUUCAUGAGGGUGUAUGCAGAGCACCUUCGCAACAUUAUCAAGGAGAGGGUGAACCAUCCCCUCCACUAUGAUACUCCGCUCUUAGGGUUCAAGAUAGUGGUGAACGCUGGGAAUGGUUCAGGGGGCUUCUUUGCCCGAGAGGUCCUUGAUAAACUAGGAGCAGACACAGGAGGCAGCCUAAACCUCGAUCCAGAUGGCAUGUUCCCUAACCACAUUCCUAAUCCUGAAGACAAGGUAGCCAUGGCCACAACAAAGGCUUCAGUGCUCAGGCACCAUGCCCACCUCGGCAUCGUCUUCGACACAGAUGUGGACCGGAGCGGCGUGGUUGAUGAGAAGGGGAACCCCAUUAACGGCGACCGACUCAUCGCUCUCAUGUCGACCAUUGUGCUUUCUCAACAUCCUGACUCCACUAUAGUGACAGACGCGCGAACCAGCAUUGCCCUGACCCGGUUCAUAACAAGUAGGGGCGGCAACCAUUGCUUGUAUCGUGUCGGCUACCGGAAUGUCAUCGACAAGGGGGUGCAGCUCAACAGAGCGGGCGUGGAGACGCAUCUCAUGAUGGAGACCACUGGCCAUGGUGCACUCAAGGAGAACCGUUUCCUCGACGAUGGUGCCUAUAUGGUGGUGAAGAUCAUAAUAGAAAUGGUCAGAAUGAGGCUGGCAGGCUCCAAUGAAGGGAUUGGAAGUCUUAUUCAAGAAUUGGAGGAACCCACAGAGUCUGUCGAGCUACGCAUGAACAUAUUGACCCAUCCCCAACAGGCUAAAGAGAGGGGAGCCCAAACAAUUGAGGCAUUGAGGAGAUUCAUAGAGGAAGGGCGACUUGAAGGAUGGGAAUUGGAUUCCUGCGGUGAUUGUUGGGUCAGUGAGGGUUGCCUUGUGGACACAAAUGAUGAGCCAACGGCCAUUGAUGCUCAUAUGUAUAGGGCCAAAGUUUGGGAUGAAGAGAAUGGACAAUACGGAUGGGUGCACAUUCGUCAAAGCGUUCACAACCCUAAUAUUGCCAUAAACAUGCAAUCUUCAAUUAAUAGUGGUUGCCAAUCAAUGUGUAGGAUGCUCUUUGAAAGGUUUAUCAGGGCAAACAGUUUAGACGAAGAUCUAGACACAAGUCAAGUCGAAAGUUUUGCAAGAAAAGGAUUUCAUGCAUGAUUCCCAGCUUCCACUAAGAGGCUCGUAAAUUGGUGCAAAAUAGAUAGAGUAUAAUACUAAAGGAGGAUGUGUACACCAUAUACAUGCUCUUUUUUGUGUAAAUAAUUGGCAUGGGCAUUGGCAUCGGCCAUGGUCACAUGUUUCAAAAUGUUUCUCAUUUAAAAGAAUUAAGGCUGGGUAAUCUUGUUUGGGAUUUUUUUGAAACAAAGUUCUAGGAUUUGAACCCAUGACCUUCUUCAAUCAAAUCAAAUGAUACAUCUAUUUAAGUCGAA
This is a messenger RNA of Amborella trichopoda, 2403 nucleotides long. RefSeq names its product phosphoglucomutase, putative / glucose phosphomutase. Gene Ontology annotation, biological process: carbohydrate metabolic process. Gene Ontology annotation, cellular component: chloroplast stroma. The record is from RefSeq and is a predicted model, not a curated record. Lineage: Eukaryota; Viridiplantae; Streptophyta; Magnoliopsida; Amborellales; Amborellaceae. Gene Ontology annotation, molecular function: phosphomannomutase activity.